Porites lobata is the source of this 269-nucleotide messenger RNA. Lineage: Eukaryota; Metazoa; Cnidaria; Anthozoa; Scleractinia; Poritidae. The record is from the annotation of a GenBank genome assembly.
AAAUACCUGGAUAUAAAUUUAUUUCGAACCACCGCGAUAGCAAGUCCGCCGGUGGAGCAGGUCUUUAUUUACUUGACGAUUUAGAAUACAAAUUAUGCCGCGAUUGUAAUUAUUCUGAACCUGAAGUGAUCGAAACUCUUUUUGUUGAAAUUAACAUUCCCAAUGGGAAAAAUAUUAUAGUUGGUACUGUUUAUCGUCCGCCUAAUUAUAACACUCGGGACUUUUUGGACAAAUUUAAUGAGAUUCUUGCUAAAAUAACUAGAAAUGAC